Messenger RNA from Hemiscyllium ocellatum (epaulette shark), 3437 nucleotides. Its product is annotated as somatomedin-B and thrombospondin type-1 domain-containing protein. Lineage: Eukaryota; Metazoa; Chordata; Chondrichthyes; Orectolobiformes; Hemiscylliidae. The coding region runs from base 858 to 1706 and encodes 282 amino acids. The transcript is spliced from 8 exons. The record is from RefSeq and is a predicted model, not a curated record.
CAGGGGCCUAACAGUCCUCGGUGUUGCCGCCAAGAGGCAGCCGCCAUCCCGUGCGCGCGGCCGCCCUGCGCCGCCUCACCUGAGCUGAGGCCGCCGGUGACGUAGGUGAGCGGUUGGCCGCGCGCGAGGCGAAGAAUAAACCGCCGCAAGUCCGGGGCGGCGCGAGCGUCAUUUUCCAGGCCCUUCGGUUACUGGAAAGGACGAAGGAAGGAAGGGCGAACAGCAUCGGGAGGGCGAGCGGGCUCGGGUGACACCUGCUCAGGCCUUUGCUGAGCUCCCCUUCUCCUUUGGAUGUGAACUGACAGCGCGCAUACAAAAACAAAAGCAGCCUCUCAGAUAUUUUCCUCAUCGAUCUGUUCGGCGGUGGUAUUACAUACCUCUGGAGCGGAUGGGACUUGAACCCUAGUCUCCUGGCUCAGAGCUAAGGCCGCAAUCACUGUGUCACAAGAGUCAAUACCCUUCUUGUCAUUCACCCCCAUGAACCAAGAGCAAGCAGUUGUUCAUGAUCACUCCAUUUUGAACUUAUUCCCCCAGAAGAUAAACUCUAGGAAAUCAUCUAUUUUCCAGCCUCCGACACAGGACUACCAUUCUGAACGCCUAUGGUUCAUAUAAAACUGGACAAGGACAAUUUCUCAGACUUGAAUUUAAUCUCUUGCGAGUAAAGAUAAAGUCUGGCAAAGUUCUUUCUCCCAGAGCCGCUUUUGCGAAGAUUAAGGGACCCCAUAAACUUUUUUUUAAAGGGGGUAUUAUAUUUGAAACGGCUUUCUAUUUGGAUAGAAGCCGCCCCGAGUGUCGCCUCUACAAUAUUGACAGUAGAAGCCAGUUAGUUACGCUACCUCCCACACUUGCGGUGCUUCAUGACGAUGGGGAGUUCACCGGUGAGUUUGGUUCUCUUGGCCGGAUUGCUUUGGUUUUCGGAUAUCGCUGAAGCGGGAUGCUCUGAAUCUCAGAAAUGCUGCAACGGCAGGGACCAUACAUGCAGCAGCAUUGGUUGGACUAUGAACCGGGUUUACGGGACCUGCUACUGCGACCAAGCCUGUAGAAGCACUGGUGACUGCUGUUACGAUUACAUCGAGACAUGUCCAGCCAGUCCAUGUGUGGUGAGUGAGUGGAGUCAGUGGAGUGGCUGUGCUGAGCAAUGCCAGCCUACUGUGCGGGUUCGACGGCGUCAUGUUGAACAAGAACCACUGAAUCAUGGAGAUCCUUGUCCACCACUGGAAGAACGAGCAGGCUGCCUGGAGUAUAUGAAUUACCAGGGUGUACAUUGUGGACAAUCCUAUGGCCCUGCUUUUAUAAGCACUGCAGCGUACAAUAAGGAGAGAAGGAAGUUGGCUGCUUUUGAAGAUAAAGAGAUUCCUGGGUAUUGCACUGAGUUCACAAUUGAAUCACUGUCCUUCCACUGCACUGUAGAGAAUCGUUCAUUUGCAAGAUGGAUGCAGUAUCUCCGAGAGGGUUACACUGUCUGUGUAACAUGUCAGCCACCAGCUAUGAAUUCACACAAUCACCGUUGUCAUGGUGAUGGGGCAAAUGAUAAUGGGAAUAUUCAAUAUUUGGACAGUGGCCUAAUCAGAAGAGGACAGAUCAUGAGGACUCAUGUCUUCCAAUGGCAAGCAGUGGGCAAUCCUCAAUGUAGAGGAACAUGGAGAAAAGUGCGUGAGGUGGCAGAGUGCUCAUGCCCUAUUGUUCACAGUUUUAUAUUUACUUGAGAAGUCGUUUCUUAUUUUAGAAAUGUUACACGCUAAUAGAUUAAGCUUAAAUUUUUAACAAUUUGACAAUAAUACCACUCGCUUUGAUUCAAGAUCACACCAUGGAGGGAUUACAAAGCAGCACUGAUCUUUCAGAAUGUGAAUGAAAAUCUUUGCAUAGCCCCAUUCGACUGUUGAGUAAAAUGCGGACAGGUAGUGAAUUUUUUAAUGCAUUGUUGCAUUUUAAUUUUUUUGUUUAAAGAUAAAACAUACCUCCAGGCAUAUCACAGACAUUUUGGUUUAGAAAUAUAAUUCAAAAUUGAUGAUAUGUUAUUUUUAGCAGUUUAAAAUUAAUGUAAAUCAAUAAGAAUGCAUUUAGUAAACUUGAUCUUUCAGGCCACAUCUAGUCCAGAUGAAUGAGGCAAAAGUAGAUUAGUAAGAACUAAUCCAGCUCCUAAACAGAUCAAGUGGCCAAACAUUAAAUAGUGAUUGAGCAAUAUUAAUGUCAGUACUCUAACAUUAAAGUGUGAAAUCAAAUGUGAUGGUGUGUUCAGUAGACACAGCUUUUCAAUUGGAAUGAGCUUUGAAUUUCGUCUGGACAAUGCUUUGCCUCACUUAGGGAUAAAGAAUGCAGUAAUAUUGGCAGAAAAAAUCUAUUCUAUCUGCCAGUAAAAUCAGAACUUGCUGCCAAUACUAAUUUGGAGAUUUCACUGUAUUCAUUCAUAUUAAUUAUAUUGUUGCAAGCAAAUUUCAGUAUAAUAGAUAAUUGAAAGAAUGUUUAAUUAUUUUGCUUAAGACAUAUGCAGUUUUGUCUGACUGAUACCUGGGGAGAAUUCAAAAUAACAUUUUAGAAAUGGAGGAAGGUCAUGAUCCUAGAUGAAUCCUAGUCAGUUUUGGAUUCUGCUGAACAGUCACAGCAACUGUUUAAUAUGGGCUUUACAUGUAUUCAAAACAGUUUACGGUAAGAUAGUGCAUUUAGAUACUGGCAAUCACCAUUGAAGCAGAAAUACAAAGGUUUCUCUCAACAAUAUAAUGUGAAUCCUGAAAUCAAAAGCACUGUUCAAUUUAAUCUUGCACAAAACUUAAUUAGAAUAUGCAUUACUUAAAGUCACGAUGCAAGUAAAUAAACCAUAAAUAAAGCAAAUUAGGGGUCUAGAAUUGACAAUGAGAGCUGGUGUAAAUACACCGUAACAGUUCUCUGAUUCUAUAAAAUUACAUUGAAUUUGUACAGCACAUGAGUUAGACCACAUAUUGAAUACUUGCAACAAUUCUGACCAUCUUAUUAUAAUGAGAAUAUAAUGGCUCUGCAUAAGGUUUGACAAUAAAGAUUUACUGGAAUAAUUCUAGGAUUGAGAACUUAGUCUGAUCAGAAAAGAUUAAACAUGAAAAUUAAUUAGUUAUGGUUUUCAAAUAGAGUUUUAAAAAAUUGCAGCACCUGAUAAUACUAACAUUUUAUUUACUAAAGGUUUUUGAUUAGUCAGGUAAUUAAGAAAUAACUGUUGUAGUUUAUGUAAAUUUAUGAUUAUUGCAGUCAACUGUAUUGUGUAUAAGAAACCACUCACCUUGGACUGUAACUGGUCAACUGACAUUUCAAAUAUAUCGCUGAUUUUAAGCAAACCUUUUUAUUAUAUGUUUGAAUUAAUGCAGUGAAUUUAAACAGCUGUUUAACUACUCUCUCAGUUCUGGCACUGAGUAUCUAUAACAAUGUAAACUUUAUGUCUGGAGUUUCGUGAGUGUUUACAAAGAAUGUGC